Molecule: messenger RNA, 6600 nt
Organism: Peronospora farinosa
Lineage: Eukaryota; Oomycota; Peronosporomycetes; Peronosporales; Peronosporaceae
Source: the annotation of a GenBank genome assembly
AUGGAGGAAGAUGAGUGGGAUGACGCGCUGUUGGUGGAGAUUACAGCGCUAGAGACGAAGCAUUUACAGACCCAUAACCAGGAGAAACAAGUGCUGAAUCAGGCUAUAUCGACAGUAUCCACAAAUGCUAUAUCUUCGUUGUCUUGUGCCUGGAAUUGUACGUCUUGUACACUACAGAACGACGCAUCACGAAUCUCGUGCUUCGUGUGUGCCACACCACGUCGUCGGUCGCACCAGACAAAUACUAGAGGAACCGAUUCUGCCAAGAAAACGGUCCAGUCGAGACUUUCUUUUCAUGGACGACCAUUGACGUCUAUGACAAUCGUACCGUCUUUACAGCAACGACAAGGACAUGAAGAAAACCAGCAGCAUGUUAAAUGCUCGAAAUCGUCGUCUUUUGCUGUUUUAAACAAGGAAAAAACAGUAAAAAACAACAUUUUACAGCAGACAACAAUAGCAACAGGAUUGAAGGAAGUACAAUCGACAUCAAGUCAAUCAGGAUCAACUUUUGGAACUUCUGUUGGUACAAAACCGGUGUCUCGUUUACUAGAAAAGCCACGACAUGCAACAGGAGAAGAUUCUCAAGCUAAAUUGCGAUAUUUGGACAUUGAAACCUCAUCAGACUUUCCAGUAAUUGAUUCUGAAGCUGCGCAGCAUUUUGUCUACCCGACGAAUUACUCAAUUCGAGACUAUCAAUUGACAAUUGCAGAGAAAGCCUUGUUUCAUAAUACACUCGUGUCACUGCCGACAGGGCUAGGCAAGACACUUGUGGCUGCUGUGGUCAUGUACAAUUUUUAUCGGUGGUUCCCGACUGGAAAAAUUGUUUUUAUGGCACCGACGAAACCAUUGGUAGCUCAGCAGAUUAAAGCUUGUCAUGAGAUUAUGGGUAUUCCAUUGUCGGAUACUGCAGAACUGCAGGGAAAUGUACCUCCAGCUAUGCGCCGCAUGCUCUGGAAUUCGAGGCGCGUCUUCUUCUGCACUCCACAGAGCUUACAGAACGACCUGAAGCGAGGUGUAUGUGAUGCAGAAAAGUUUGUGUGUAUUGUAGUGGAUGAAGCCCAUCGUGCCACUGGUAACUACGCGUACUGUUGUGCAGUGCAGGAGAUCGAAGCGAAGACGCAGUUUUUCCGCGUAUUAGCGCUUUCGGCUACUCCUGGAGCUAAGUUUGACGUGAUCCAGGACGUGGUGACCAACCUGCGUAUCUCUCACAUUGAAAGCCGGUCGGCUGAUGACCCGGAUGUGAAGAAGUAUACCCACGCUCGUCAAGAAGAAGUGAUUAUUUGUCGUUUGAGUGCCCAGAUCACGGAAGUGAAGACGCAAUUUUUGAAGUGCUUUACACCUAUUGUUCAGCGACUCUUCCGUGGUAACAUUAUUCAGUACAACGAUCCGGAGAAACUCACGAGCUGGUAUGUACUGCAAGCGCGGGAGAAAUUUCGUAAGAGCCCCAGUUACGCUUCAAACCGCAGUGCUGAAAGCGAUCUAGCACUAUUGGUGAGUUUGCUGCAUGCCAAAAGCCUGUUAAUAGGCCACGGGCUCAGCAGCUUUUGUGAUCAGAUUAUGAACUGGGUCGAGGAACGCAAACGAGGAAAAAUGUCGUGGUCCAAGCGAGAGAUGUUGCACUCGUCGGACUUCCAAUCGCUUGAAUUGAGUUUAGCAGUGACUGCCAGCUCUAGUAGUACUGCUAGCCAUCCGAAAUUGGUCAAGCUUCGUGAAGUGCUGCUCGAGCACUUUCAACGUCAUGCGGUAGGUAAAUCUAGCACACGUGCGAUUGUUUUCACGCAGUAUCGAGCAAGCGUGUCUGAGAUUGUAGCGCUUCUGCGUCCACUAGCACCUCUCUUGAAUGUACAGCCAUUUAUUGGCCAGGGAGCGUCUGGCAAAGCAAAAGAAAACAAAGGCCAGUCCCAAAAGGUUCAACAAGAAAUCGUGCGCAGGUUUCGGCUGGGUGAGUUUAAUGUCCUCGUCGCGACAUGCAUUGCAGAAGAAGGUCUGGAUAUUGGUGAAGUUGACCUUAUUGUCUCUUUUGAUGCGCUCACCUCGCCUGUGCGAAUGAUCCAGCGAAUGGGCAGAACUGGACGCAAGCGCGUGGGCAGGGUCAUCAUUCUAGUGACAGAGGGCGAUGAGCAGAAGAAAUUGGCACGUAGUGCAUCGGCUGCGAAGACUGUGAGCCGCGCGCUUACAACUUUCAAGAGCAAGUUCACAUACUCGCAGUGCCCUCGCAUGUUACCACCAGGCAUUUGCCCACAAUUGAGAGAACUGGAGAUGAAGAUUCCGACUUUUCAUGCAUCUCAAGUGGGUGGUAAAACUGCGUGGGGGACAGUUGACCCGAGUUUGUGGCAACUCAGCGAUGCUGAGCGAGCAGUAGCGCUGACAAGAUAUUUCCCGUCCAAUUUUGCGACAAGCUUGAGGAAUAAAUUGUGUCCAAUUGUUGCAAAUCGGACGCAUUUGCUUCGACGUCAGCCACGUAGUUUAGUACGAAAAGGCAUAGGUACUCGAGUGGGACAUAGCUCUCGCUCGCUGAUGUUGCAAGCGCUGGUGCGGAAGAUCCACAAUAUACAGGAUGUAUUGGAGACAGGCUCGGACGACGACGAUGAUCAAAGUGAUGACAACAGAAUCGAGAUGGGCGCUACAGAUUCAAGCAACAUGGCAUUGUCAGGCUCUACAGAACAAAAGGCUUGUCGUAGCGCGCCGUCUCUGGACAAAGAUUGCGGUAGAAUUAGUGUGGGUGCGAACAACGCUGACGCGGACGGCGAAGUCGGCUCUUCUUGGCGAUACAUCAGUACUCAUAGUGAGUUUAGUGAUGAAGGUAGACCCGAUGGAUUGUUUACUGCAAUGAAUGAGUCAGUGGGCCUGCACUUUAGCCCGCAGUUUGUCGAUCUAGGAUCUCAGAUUGCAUCUACUGUGGAGGAGGGUGGGAAGCCCGAGAGAAGCAUUACAUGCCAUCAAGAAAAUCAAGUAUCAGCAGCUGCUGCAGCAAAUGUUCAGGAAUCGCUUUUUAACACUUCCAGUUUGGUAUGUCCGUCGAGUGCACAGACACAACUAGACGUGACUAAUGCAGAUAGCCUGUGUCGUGUCCAAAGCGUGCCUGAAGGGCAGCGCAUCAAUUCAGAUGAUGUCGAUAACAAAGGGAGAUCUCAAGAAAUGUCUGCAGUAUUAUCCUUGACACGUGCCUCUGAUUCUCCUCGUCCUCGACCAAGCUCGUGCGAGACCAGUUGCCUCCCGGCGCGUGUAAAACAGAACGACACUACUUCGGAUACAGAUGUUCCAGUUGCCCCUCGCUUACGUGGCAUGCGGCAAUUGCUCUUCGACGAGAACGAUGUUGAUGGCAACUCGUUGGAUCAAACGCAAAGCGCUGAAUCCUCACAGCAAGAGGUUAUUGCUCCAGCCGUCGAAACAGAUUUACCGCUGGAAAAGCAUGAGCUGUCACAAGUGAAGGACGAGGACCAUUCUGGGUUUUCAUUUGCAUUGUUCCCUACAAAUGCAUGUACAGGAGGUGACAUUGAGGAUGCGACAAACGACACAGACCAGUCCGACAAAGAAUCUUCUGCAUGCUCUUUUGCUCUGCUGCCGCCCACCGACACCGAAUAUGAUGUUUGCGCAGCAAGCAAACAUAGCAUAUCAGCAAAGCUUACAAAUGCAGCUUUCCACGAAAGAGACUACCAACUCGUUGACGAUGGUACUGAUGGUGAUGGUGUCGAUGAAGUAAAUGAGGUGAAACUUGCAGUCAAGGACGAGCUGACGUGCGAAGCUAACACUGACCUAAGCGUCGUCGAUAUAGCAGCGAAGGGGAAGUGCCGCACUGCAGUGAAGCAUGAAGAGAAAAAGGAGACUCGAGACUCAAUGCUGGGAUUUUCAAAAUCUCACUCAGAUGGGAAAAAUGGCACCAGUCAGAUGUCAGCUCAGAGUCUGCUCAAAGAAGCUGAAGCGGAGCAGGUGGGAGACGAUUGCUGCUCCAUUUGCCUCGAAAGCGAAUCAUGCGACGAAGACCCAAUUGUCUUCUGCGACGGAUGUAAUGUUGCAGUCCAUCAAUAUUGCUAUGGGGUCAGCGUUGUUCCUAGUGGCAAGUGGUUCUGUGAUAUCUGCGCGGAGACACGAAGAAGCGAAUGCACAGCAGAACCAAACCAACGUGUAUGCCAGCUUUGUCCUCUCCGUGGUGGUGCAUUGAAGCAAACGAAGUGUGGCAAGUGGGUGCACGUGCAGUGUUUCUUGUGGAUCCCGGAGUUUCGAGUGGAGAAAAGCGACGAUGAUGUACUUGUUCUUGGUGAAUUGAGCAGGUUAGACCCAGACCGCAAAACGCUCGACUGCUCUUUAUGUCAUUCACAGAAAGGUUAUGGAAUCAUCCAGUGUGCACACAAAAGAUGCCUAGCUGCUUUUCAUGUCAGCUGUGCUGCCUUCGCACGCUAUCGCAUGGAUCAACUGGACCCACCCGACGAAGAAGACACAGGAUGUGGAACAUUGUUUCUAGCGUACUGUCCGCUACAUCGCAACUCAAGAGCUCCCACUAUUUUCUCUGAGCAGCAGAAAACACCCUCGUUAGCCAUGGCUCGAUCUUCCAAACCUCCGAUUCCUGCAGUGACGGAAACUUCGUCUCCAAGCCACUUGUUAACAUCGCCUUCUUCUGCAGACGCCAAGAAGAAAUUUAAGACCUUUCGGCGACUAAAGCGGAAGUACGAUGCCACGCAAUCGCAACUGUUCUCACAACUGGAAACGAAGGCAUCGCCAUCCAUCACUUCGCCGUGGCAUAAGCGCAUCAGACGGUCUAAGCGGCGACGAGAGACGUCUCGCGCCUUGGCAGCUGCGUAUAUUGAAGACAUAGCCGAUGUUCGAGGUGGAGCAAGAUCUGAUGAUGACGAUGACGACGACUACGGAGACGAUUAUAAAGAAGCGGCCGACGACUCUUUUAUCAACGAUUCAUCGCAACUAUUGUAUUCACAGUCGGUUGAAUCUCCUGACGACGCUGACGACAACAAGUCGAAGAAGAAAUGGAAGAAGUCUAGUCCUAACAUGCGCGCUAUCUAUGCGCGAUCGCUGUGUGAGUCACAAAAUUCUCCACUUCUACUCCGCCGAGGCGGACGACAAUUGGGAGCUCUUCCCUAUAAUGGUAUUAUUCGUGCCUGUCUCAGCGAGCUGCACAAUCAACCGAAUGAAGGAGAUUCUCCGCCUCGAAGAUCACGCUCCGGUUCACGGAUGCCUCAAAAGGUACAAGGCAUUUUGGUGACACCAUCAACUUUAUCGACCCCGAUUCGUGCGCGUACCGUCCGGACUGAGUCUGAUGGUGAUGACAGUGCCACUGAAGCCGAACCUUCGCCCAGUUUCACCUUGCUUGGUGCUGCUAAACCAUUCGCGCAAGCGUGUAGCACUCUUGGACUGAUUGAGCAAGACGAAAGCGACAACGUGAAUACAGCGGAGGUUGAAGUGGUCUCGCCAUGCUACAAUUUUCGAGGCACUACAAGUCCGCUAGCUGGUGCUGCAAAUGCUAUCUCGAUUGACGCAAAUGGUCCAAGUGUGGCGCAACUCGGUUGCGCUCACCCAGUGGAACAUGCUCAAGAUAUCCGUGAUGCCGAGCUGCACAAGAAGAUUGAAGCAAAUCGUAUAAAGGCGCUUAAGAAGCUGGAAGAACGCAGACAAACAAAGCUUCAGCAAACCGCGCAACUUUCGCGACCACAUGAUGCUCCAACACUGUCGGACAACGAUCAGAAGGAGGUCCCCCUUCACAGAGCCGCUGACCACGGUUGCGCUUCCGUUGCAGCUACUAUUACCAAGAAGACGCACGAGGACGAGACAGCUGCUCACCAAUACGCACUGACGACAAGUAGCCCAAAUUUUGUAGGUGAAGGUUUCCAACGCACUGUGACUACCGUUGACCUUACAAGCCCGAAACCGACGCGACCUGAAUCUAUUGAGCAGGAUCUAUCACCGAAGUGGGUCAUCUUCGUGAGCUCAUCCUUCGGUAGGUCAAGUGGAUUCUCUACAUUUCUGUCAGCCAAGCACGCCGAUUGCAAUGUGGUCAUCGAUGACACGUUGGAGGCGGAUGCUCUGUUAAGUGUGCGCAUGGCAGUACUAUUCCUGACCGGUCCGGAGCUGCAGGACUUGACUCUCGCUUCUCCAAUGGAAAAUAUGGUAAAAAGUCGGCGGAUUCGGACACUAGUGGCAAUGCACAAGAAGAUCGUUGUGGCGGGUGUUUACGAUGGAAGUGAUCUUCCUGAGGUUCCGCGAUUGAAACAACUGCCAAAUGCAACGGUUGUUGUUCAGCCGUGCUUUAAUUUCUUGUGUGCGCAGCUCCAUCAACUUGCCCGUCAGGAGCUUGUAGAAGGUUAUGAAGCACCAUCUCCAAGCUUGUGUCAUCCUGACUUUAGUGGUGGGACAUGCAGUGAACUAGACGCGGAUUUUGCUUCCCGCCUCGUGUUUUUCCGCACGAUUGAGCCGUUAUCACUAGAUAGUGCGCUUUCUCUUAGUUUUCGCUUCAAGAAUUUUGCAGCAGGGAAGGUGCCUGUGCUCAAAUUUAAUGAAAUGCACUGGAGACGGAUGCUGCCGUGGAUUUCGGAGUCAACAGCAAAAGAGAUUCGGAACUACGUCAAUCAAAACAUGUGCGGCAUUGAGUGA